Molecule: messenger RNA, 6747 nt
Organism: Malaya genurostris
Lineage: Eukaryota; Metazoa; Arthropoda; Insecta; Diptera; Culicidae
Exons: 6
Coding region: 241-6075 (1944 amino acids)
Biological process (GO): mitotic cytokinesis; septin ring organization; actomyosin contractile ring assembly
Cellular component (GO): actomyosin contractile ring
Source: RefSeq, a predicted model, not a curated record
UUAAACGCGAUCAUCGGAUCGGUAAACACGCGCCUUCUUUCGAGCGGUAGUUGUCACAACAAUACGGAAGACUUGUACGCUCCAGUCGAUUCGUUCGUUUUUCUUGUUUUUUUUUGUGUGUUCGUUUCACGUAACUCCUUUCAAGGAUAUUCUUGUGAAAGGGUUAUAAUAUAAACGCUAAAAACUGAUGAAUUGAAGUUUUUCCUACUAGUGUGAGUUUUAGUUGAAUAAAAGUGCUUAAUGGAUGCGCAUUCUGUAAAAGAGCACUCGACUAACACCAGCAACAACAACAACAACAACCGCAACGGCAGCGAAGGCGAUGACCAAAAUAGUGAGCAGAAUAAUGCAAAUAACGCCACCGUAAGAAGAAAUCCGUCAAUUCUGCUGGCGCUGGACACCGUGCAUCGGUCUCUGCUGCUGAAAAAUCUGCAGUUCGAUAAAGAUACCACAACCGACAACGACGGUGAUAGCUUCUCUGAUGGUGGUAGCGGCAUUUGUGAUGAGGGAAAACAGAAGCUGCUGCACACAACGAGGGAAGAUCCACUUGACGGGCUAACGCAAUCGGCGGAAGUAGCAAAGGUAUCCAGUGAGGAAGUGGAUUUUUCCGAACACGACGCAAAUUCCCCACUUCAAACCCAGAUCAAACAAAUCGGCGGGAUUGACGUAUCCGACAGAGUUCUGGAAUUGGUGAAACACGGUCGAGAUCGGAACAAUAACAACAACUACAACGACAGUCGGGUCAUGAUGAUGGUGGCCAAGUAUGAAUCGCAGGGGCGGGGAGCCAAGAGUGGUCCGAUAGAUGAUACUGAAACAAGUGAUUACGAAACGCCUAGUGCGAGCUGCAGUAGUCUCGGGAGUGUGCGAAGUAGUUCCACUUUCAGCGAUGGCAGUCGGGACGUUAUGAGUGUGGAUAAUUUCGGCGGACAAACUGAAGCAGCAGAUGUGGUGGGAACAGGGGAAAGUCACAGAGUGACUGCCGGGGCAGCUACAAUUACGAUUAACAUAAUCAAUAAGACUGCGGACAAUUGUGAUACGAGACCGUUGAGAACGAGUCCUGAAAUGAAGGCUGUGCAGGUGCAAGUUCCGGAAAGCGUGACGGAUGAAGAUAUCCGACAUGCGACGUCAAGUGAGGAAGAGGAAGAAUCUACGGAAUGUGAAUUAGAUGAGUUGAAGCGAGAUGCUGAUCCUGUGCCGAUGAUUGCCGACACAGCGGAGAUGUCCACUGAUCAGUCAUACGAUAAUCACCAUUUUCAAACUGCUGAGAGUCAAGAUUUUUUAGAGUGCGGAAGCGGUUUGGAUUCUUCAAAUUCAUGUUAUAAUGAUAGUUCAGAUGAUCUAGAAGAUGUUUCCGAAAUUCGGAGUGUGCGUUCGAACCAGAGUGGUAAUGUCAGUCGUAGAAUGAUUGACGAUGUGAAUGAACCUAUGAUCAACAUCGUUCAAGAAUUAACUCACGAUAUGCAAAUAACCUCAACUGUUAUAUUGAAUAAAUCAAAAAUCAAAGAUCAUCGCAAAAAACGUGCUGCGGAAAAGAAACAAAAACAGAAAAAGGAGAAAAAGAAGAUGGACAGUUCAAUUUUUAGUCGACAAAAAAUUAUAGACGACAAUUUCUGCAAUGAAAUCCUUGACUCAACCAUUCACUUCGAUCGAUUGUACGGAAUCAACCGUAAAACGGCAGUUGAAACUCCAAUCGAAGUCCUCAGCGAUUCGGCAAUACAAGCAUCAUCGGCUGGAGACGAGUCGUUCGAUUCAUCGCUGUCCAUUGGCAAACUGGAAGGUAAACCACGUUACUCCGGCCGACCGAUCGGACGUCUUAUGGCGAGACGCAUGAAAAAACUAGAUAAACCCACAUCUAGCAAAUCGGAAGGUUUGUCCGAUUCUUCGGCUUCGAAUUAUGCCAACGGUCCGAAAAAACCACCACGAACUUUUGCAGCUUCAUCAUGCAAUAGCUCAAAAAUAGGCUGGGUUACUCAAACCGAGGCAAAUUCUCAGAAACCAAAGUUAAGAAAACCGAGUUGCCCUGAGUUGAAAGAUCUUGAUUCGGAUCCGGAGUUGUUGGGGUGGAAGUUUAAUAGAAAAGACAAAAAGCACGACAUUGGAUGGACCGUUCCGAAGCAGCAACAGUCAACUGAUCCCGCCUCGAUCCCGCCACACAUUUACAGCAUGCUGCACUAUUCGGAUGACGACAACCGAAAACGUCUGAUUAAAUCAUCCAAUUUACGAGCGGCUCCACAGUCGCAGUCAUGCUGUCAUCAUGUCAAUCGUCUUGCAGGACCCAAAUUGGAAAUCGAUACGGUUGAUGGAGCCGCUGGCGUUGCGCAGCGUAAGUCGUCAUCAAAUUCGGAAUUCGAGCGUUUCGUGGCCGAUUCGAAAGUCAAAAGUACUCCUCACAAAAGACGCCAGCACAGGGAAGGAAGACGAUCGGAGCUGUUUCUGCAGUCCGAGCGAAGCGAAAGAAUACGGAAAAGUCCCGAUCGAAGAAGGCGAACCACGGGUGACAUUUUGGAACGGGAAAAGAAGACCGAAAAUAGGCAUUUUUUAGAUGAUGGAAGACGAAGUGAUCACGAACCGGAGGAGGGAAGCUCAUCCAUCUGUAAGAAAUGCAAUGAAAAAUCGGAGAAAAAAUCAUUCCGGAAAGCAGCUGUCCGAAGAACCAAAUCAUUUUUCGAAGCGUCAAAAAAGAAAAUACAUUUGCAAGCCUUGAAAAAGAAACCGAAGCCAAAGGAACGCUUCGAAACACCGAAGAAAUGCGAACUUGGUUCCAAUCUGAACAAGGAAAACUCAAUUAAAAAGCAACUGCAUAAACAUUUGGGCUACACUCCAGACCAUCUGCGCUGCGGAUCUUGUCCGAAACGAUCUGGAAUGGUACGAAAUAAUCUUAUCGACACUACUAACUCCGCUCCUGCAAGGAUUACGUCCGGCAAUGAUGUUUGCCGUCCCAGAUAUCCAGCCCGAACAGUGCUUAAUUUUUCUGGACCAGAAAUGGCAUCGGAAGAUGGUACGGUAGAAGACUCACGGAAGCAGAAAUCUCACGAGAUAAAGUUUCUGAAAACCUUGAAGAAUCUCAAAAUUUCUCCAAAGAAGUUGUUCAAAUCGAACGAUAAUUCGAAAAGUUGUCCAUUGGCUGAAUCGCCACGACAGUAUGGUGACUUCCAAUCCUAUGACGACUUGAAUUUGGAUAACAUUGCUCAAAUGGGUGAUUUCUUGAACAAUGUUCGUCAAGCGGUAGAGGUCGAACGGCAAAACAAUUCCCACGAUCUAACGUUCAACAAAAUUUAUAUGGCGAGAUAUUCAAAGCCUGUCAGCUGCUCCACACCAAGGAAUAGACAUGUUUCCACUAGCACCGAAUUACUUGAUCGUGUCGAUCAACGUAGAGUUGAAGUUUGCGCAGAUUUGCAUCAGGAACCGAUCUACCAGGAAAUCUCCCCGAAAAACAACAAAACAAUCAUCAACGAGUUCCUCAGUGGAGAAUCCAACAAUCGACACGUGAUGAUCAAUAAUAAUCCAAACGUGUUGUAUGCCACUGUUAACAAAAUCCCUAAAAAUCUAAUCAAACGGACAUCGUUCAGUAACUGUAGUGUCGAACACCAACAAAAUCAACCGAAUCCAGUUAGCGUGAAGAAGUUGAACGCUGAGCUACCAAGCCCUACACGUUUAAACACAUCCACUGACACACAAUCAAACUUUAACGGCAGCAAACUGCGACGUUCUUUGUUUCAUACUCCUGCAUGCGGUGGUGGUCCUAAUCGGUCCGGUUCCAUGGAUGACGACAAUGAUAUCUCGGUUUUGCAGGAAGACAACGACGAGCUUCGACUAGUCAGCGACGGACGGGACUCACGGAAGGCGGAGCCGGUGGUGGACAUUGUUGAGGAAAUGGUACUGCGAAAGCACGUAUCUGCAUCUCAGACAGGCACCAGACAAAACAAACACGACAACGGGACAAAGGAUGACGUACAGGACGAUGACGGGUACAGGGUUUUCAGUAGUGACAUUCACCGAUCCGACAGUGGAACGAUGGAACGUGGUGCCCUGACGUGCGAGGAACAGCUCCAGAAGACGGCUAUGAAGGCAGACACGGUCGGAAGAGCUCCGCUAGGAUCCAUUGAUACGUCUGAUGAAGAGAUCGAAUCACUGCAGAAGUACGGCGAUAGGUGCCUGGACGAGUUGGUCACAUCACUGCGAGAGAACAUCACCCUGUCGGAGAUUGGUACCAUCGAUACGGAAUCGGAAGCGUUCGUAACCGGUUUCGACACUGUGGACUUCAAUCCGGUUACACCUUCGCGUCGUAACGAUUUGGAAGCGGCCAGCGCUGGGAACAACAGCGACAAACCGAACUCCACUAUCGAUACGGACAACAUUUCCGAGCUGAUGAGUGCACACGAUUAUUCCGUGUCGAAUCUGUCCCCGGUGAACAGCUCACCGUCAUCGGGUAAGAUGAGGAUGAAUAGCAGCGACAUUUACCGGAAUCUGAAGGAUAAGCUGAGGACUUCAUUUCGAAAGAGUAAAAAUUUUAUCAAAAGUGAGCAACGAAAAAUUGUAAAUUACUUCGACGAUAAACCCACAAAACGAGAAGAAGGAAAUCGCGUGGCAUUCGACCUGGAUGAGUACCGCAAUAAAUACAUUGACGACACUGAAACAGAAGAAAUAUAUCAAUCACUAAGUAACGCGGGUUCUCUGGUAGAGUUGAGCAACCAAUUUUUGGCGGAACUGGUAAAUCAGAUCAAAACACAGUGUGACAUUAAAAAGCAGCUAAAGCAGGCAUUGUCUGUUUGUCGGAAUACGAGGGAAUUUGAAUGUUCCUCUGAACUAAUUGAGGCAGAACGGUUGAUGUUACUGUCGACACUGAAGGAAACUGCCGCCAGGAACGAGCUGAGUAAGAUCGACUACAACUCAAACGGAAAAGUACUGAACGAAGGCAAAAAGGUUGGCAUUGUGGCCCUGAAUCAUUUCGAGUUCCCCUUGAAGGAAGCUGCUGUCAACGAUAUGCUUUUCAACUAUUUCUACGUAAUGGUGUGCUCUUACAAAAACCAAGUCAAAGCUACGCUGUCCAAAGAGCGCAAUAAGGAUCGCGUUUACUUCCGGGACUGCGAGAUCGAAUUCCACGAUUUGGAUGCUGAGUAUGAAAUUCGAGUGGAAGUGUUCGUGCUACGAUUACGGAAGAAUGCGCGUAAUUUCAGUUUCGAAAGCAAAUAUCAUUUGAAUAAGGAAAACAAAAACCUACUCGGAUCCUGUCCAAGUCCCCCGAAAGUGCUUAGCCCAGCCAAGCUACUUACGAGCCGUUCAAGUUCGCCGAAAAAUUAUGAUUUCGAUAACGAGUUUUCCCGAUUCAAAUCUCAAGGAUUUAUUACACUCACCUCGUUCAGUUUGCUACCCUCGAACAGCACUCUACAGCUGGAAGGCAACGAACAGCUGUUGGAAAACUGUCGUCACUCACCGUACUAUUCGGCAUCUAGCAACUUCCAGCGGAUGGUACGACGCCAGGGCGACCACAACGUUUAUCUGAUGGAGGACUUCAAGUAUCUCAAACUGGAUUCAAUGGUUUACAAUUCAAAUCUACUCGGAAGCAUUGGAAUGAGCGUCAAAAGUGAGGUUCUCUUUGUGAACUCUGAUAUCAGUGGAUUCUUGACAGUCGGUCAAAGUCGUACCGGUAGCAUCGAUUGGAGCAGGAAGUGGUGCAAGUUGAAUGGAUUCGUUCUAGAAUUUUGGAACUAUCCCCAGGAGUGUCAAGAGAAGCUUCCGACCGUUCAAAUUGAUCUGACCAAAUGUAUCUGUGACGGGGUGGAGUUAGCAGAUCGAUCUACCUGUUCACGCCCACGAACAUUCCGGCUGGACGUGUUUGUAAAGGGAUCUGGCAGCUGCAGUAGUAGCGGUAUUAGCAGCUACAAGGAUACGGACUCGCAUCAGCAGCAGCAGCAGAUGCACAAUCGAAACAGUGACAGCCACCACCAGCAGCAGCAGCAAUCCACAUGUGAUAACACUAAAAUAUAUCUCUUGUCGGUCGACACACCCAACGAGCUCAAGAUGUGGCUCAAUGAGUUGAAUCGCGUUGUUAAGUUUUUAAAGGAAUGGAAAAUUUGAACUCGUUAACCAUCUCCCCCGUUAUGCAAAUUCGGCAAUCGGUGCAAUAAUAAAAAAUACAAUAAUAGCUGCUACUUGUAAUGGUCAAAUUUGAGUCAUUAUUUUCGAAUUAAACGUUAGACUGUAGCCUAGAUCUAAGGGAAGUGAAUCUCAUAUGUUUGUAAAUUACUAGCGCCUCUUCCUAACGUCAGAUUUCAAUUAGUUAUAAGGUUUUUAAAUUGUCGUUAUGUAAACGUUGGCAAACGCUUCCAAGAUAGUUAAUUGAAUUUUAUUUUUAUUACAACUCAUCAUUCCUAAUGACAAUCUUAUAUCUAUGCAUUCCACAUGAAAAUACAUAAAACCGAUGCAACAUAGUGCCUCCUAGAAAUAGUUGAUAUAUUGAUCAUAAUAAGCUGCAGCAUAGUUACAGGACAAUUCAACUACUAAUUGCGAAUCGUUUCGAUUGUGUUUCUUGUUACUAAUCCAAUUUGCUAAGCUAAUGGCAAAUCGAAAUGAUCUCAAUAUUGUUCUAGAACAUGUAAAUUAAUUCGGUGAAUAAGUUUUCAAUCAAAAUGUACAUCUAGGUUUUUACUACUUGAAUUAAUGUUAGAAUCCAAUAGGGGCUACACAAAUUAUACAUAAUUAGUGUUGUUUCCACUUUAAAUAAAUCACUUGAAUUAUUCUGUUACUAAA